AUGGCCGUCUUCUACCAGCAGCAGCCGUUGGUCGAAGCGCUGCUGCGUUGCAAUGCCGGGCUCGCCACCACCCGCGCCUAUGUAGAGGCCACCACCGCCGGCGACACGAUUCCGCUAAGAAUACGAAAGGAAGCGUCCGUCGAGACGACCGCGGCCGCUGUCGACGCCGCCACCGCUGUCGACGCCGCCACCGCUGUCGACCCCGUGCUGCAUAGCCAACAGGGAGACGACGGGUACUAUCCGCUUUGGUACAAUAAUGAGGCCAAAACCACCAAAAUGGCCACCACUUCCGCCGAAUCCCAGCAUGUCCAAGACGAGGACAGUCUCGUGGUCACAAAGCAGCGAAACUCGGCGUGGGAGCAGAUCCGGUCGGCGCUUAUUUACUGCACCAUGAAGCACGCCGAAAAUAUGCAGACGCUUCUCGCCGUUCUACGAGAAUCACGAGAGCCCGAAAAUGAAAUCAACUUUGACAUGUCCCGUCUUCUGAUUGAGGGCACGAGCGUGGCCGAUUUCGUCACGUCAUUGACGCAGGACGAGAAAAGCUACAACCUGAUUCGCUACGAGGAGACGAUCCGAUACGCCCAAUUUCCAGUGCUUGACCUGGGCACGCAGUCGCAGACCGUCGCAGCACAGAGACUGCGGCGUUCGUAUCUGCAGCGCGCGCACAGGGAGAUUCUGGACAUGCUUGACUGGCUCGCCAAGCACGGCGUGCGCCGCAUCAUCACGCUGCGUGUGCCAGACCGCAUGGCGCACCCGCAUGAUGAGCUCGAGAUUUCCCAGGCAGUCAGGCGCUUUCGUGUCGAAGAGCUUGACUGGCGCAUCCUCGACCUCUCGCUUAACAUCUUCCAGCCGCACGGCGAGCCUGAGAGCAUUCCGUUUGUUUGCACUAUUGAUAGCGACAAGACCAAGGAUAACAAGACCUGCAAGAACGGCGGAAAGACCGGCAAAAUGAACAAGAUUGCCAAGGCCAUGGAAGACAGGAAUGAAAUGAGGGACAAGACGUCCGGGGAAACGAGCGUGCAAAAGACGUACCUCAGGCGGUUACACCUCUACACAGGUGGGCGGCGGUCGGCGCUGGAUCACUGA
Molecule: messenger RNA, 1086 nt
Organism: Beauveria bassiana ARSEF 2860
Lineage: Eukaryota; Fungi; Ascomycota; Sordariomycetes; Hypocreales; Cordycipitaceae
Exons: 3
Coding region: 1-1086 (361 amino acids)
Source: RefSeq, a predicted model, not a curated record